AUGGGCACAGUAAAUGUCUCUAUGGUGACUGAAUUCUAUCUGGUAGGAUUAACAGAGCAGCCUGAACUCCAGAUACCCUUGUUCUUUCUGUUCCUAGCAAUGUAUUUGAUCACUGCAUUGGGAAAUUUGUGUUUAAUAAUUCUGACUCUGCUGAAUUCUCACCUGCACACGCCUAUGUACUUUUUUCUAUUUAAUUUGUCCUUUAUAGACAUUAGUUAUUGUUCUGUGUUCACUCCCCAAAUGCUGAUGAACUUUAUAUUACAGGAUAAUGUCAUUUCUUACAUGGAGUGUAUGACCCAAGUCUAUUUCUUCAUUUUCUUUGCUGUUUCUGAGUGUUUUGUUUUGACUUCAAUGGCCUAUGAUCGCUAUAUGGCCAUCUGUAAUCCAUUGAUUUAUAAUGUUGUCAUGUCUCCUAAAGUAUGUUUGAACCUCAUGAUUGGUUCCUACUUUAUUGCAUUUUCCAAUGCUAUAGCUCACACUACAUGCGUGUUGAGACUGAGUUUCUGUGAUGCCAACAUCAUCAACCACUACUUCUGUGAUAUUCCUCCUUUGCUCCAGCUCUCCUGCACAAGUACAUAUGUCAAUGAACUUAUAAUUCUUGUUGUUGGGAACAUCAACCUCAUUGUUUCUACUUCAACUAUCUUUAUCUCCUAUGGUUUCAUCCUUUCCAGCAUCAUCCACAACAGUUCCUCUGAGGGCAGGUCCAAAGCCUUCAGCACCUGCAGCUCCCACAUUCUUGCUGUUUCUCUCUUCUUUGGUUCAAGUGCACUUGCGUAUUUCAAACCCUCCUCAUCAAGAUCUAUGAAUGAAGGUAAAAUCUCUUCUGUAUUUUACACUAAUGUGGUUCUGAUGAUGAAUCCUUUAAUCUAUAGCUUGAGGAACAAAGCUAUUAAACUUGCUUUAAGGAAAACUUUGAUUAGCAGGAACAUUUGA
Messenger RNA from Arvicola amphibius (Eurasian water vole), 933 nucleotides. Its product is annotated as olfactory receptor 8B3-like. Gene Ontology annotation, molecular function: odorant binding; G protein-coupled receptor activity; olfactory receptor activity. Gene Ontology annotation, biological process: sensory perception of smell; G protein-coupled receptor signaling pathway. Gene Ontology annotation, cellular component: membrane. Bases 1 to 933 code for a protein of 310 amino acids. The transcript has a single exon. The record is from RefSeq and is a predicted model, not a curated record. Lineage: Eukaryota; Metazoa; Chordata; Mammalia; Rodentia; Cricetidae.